GUGGCUCUGGCUGUAGUGUGUGAAUAUAGCAGCGAAUGAUUAUAUAAUGUACGAAAAUUGAUAGUCGGGAGAUUUUAUUUUAAUAUAUUAGGAGUGGAUAUUAACAUACAAAUUUGAGUGAAAAAUGGCUGCUAGAAGAAUUGCUAAAAGUACCAUUAAUUGGACUGCUUUAGCUGAAAGAGUACCUGAAAAUCAGAAACCUAACUUUCAGGUAUUUAAAGCAAAAUCAGAUGGAUAUUUACGAAGAGUAUUUUCAUUCCCUGAAAAUCCACCAAAACUAGAUUGGGCUUACUACAAAGAACGCAUUGCUGUUGCUGGUAUGGCAGACAAUUUCCAAAAACAAUACGAAGCAUUAAAAGUUCCAUAUCCAGAAGACAAAGUUAGCAAAGAUAUUGAUGCUUUAGAAAAGAGCGUAAAAUCUGAAAUUUCUGCUUUUGUUGCUGAAUCUAACAAAAGAAUAUCUGAAUACGAACAUGAAAUCAAUCGAUUGAAGAAAUUGGUACCAUACGACCAAAUGACAUUAGAAGAAUACCGAGAUGCUUAUCCAGAGAAAGCACUUGAUCCAAUUAAUAGGCCAACAUUCUGGCCCCAUUUGCCUGAAGAUCAAUUAGGUUAUAAAGCAGCAGAUGCAGUAGCAGAAAAAGACCAUUAAGAAGUCUCUAAAAAAGUACUAGCAUAUUCUAGAAGAAUAAUUGUUCGAAAUUUAUAAAGCGUAUUGUAUUGGUAUAUGCAAUAAAAUCACAUUAAAUGUUCACUCUUUAA
This is a messenger RNA of Chrysoperla carnea, 762 nucleotides long. RefSeq names its product ATP synthase subunit d, mitochondrial (gene ATPsynD). Gene Ontology annotation, molecular function: proton transmembrane transporter activity. Bases 125 to 652 code for a protein of 175 amino acids. The transcript is spliced from 3 exons. Lineage: Eukaryota; Metazoa; Arthropoda; Insecta; Neuroptera; Chrysopidae. Gene Ontology annotation, biological process: proton motive force-driven ATP synthesis. The record is from RefSeq and is a predicted model, not a curated record.